AUGACCAAGAAAGCCGAGUUUCGGUCUCUGCACUUGGGCAUUGUUUUGCUGCUCUUCACGUCUUGUUUCAUCUCUCAUGUCCAGCUGCAGACCCCCCCCCCUUUCACAACCACCCCGCCGGGGCUGCUAGCUCCCGAGGUCAACGGCUUCGAGUUGGGGGUUGGGGGCCUUCCAUCCUGCGGUAACCCUCACGAAAGUCGUCGCACAUGCCCUGACCAUCCCCGACCUCGAAAAGCUGUGAGGAGUAGCUCAUCCCUGUCGGAUGCCGCCUUUCGGGAAGUUGCGAGCCCUGAGAAGACCUCGGGCUCCGCUGCCCCGCCAGGUGUGCUGUGGCCUGCGCCUCAUCAUCGUGAAGGAGCGGCGACGCGGCAGACGCGCGCCACAUGA
Messenger RNA from Symbiodinium natans, 387 nucleotides. NCBI's taxonomy places the organism in Eukaryota, Dinophyceae, Suessiales, Symbiodiniaceae. The record is from the annotation of a GenBank genome assembly.